UGUGGCUUCCUCCCCACCCCCAGGGCCUGCGGGUCCCAGCGGUGCCUUAGCCCGAGCCUAGCCUCCCGGGGCAGUGACCUCCGCUCGUCAUGGUGUUGCUAGGCACCGUCCUGUGCUGCCUGCUGGCUGCCUGGGUCUGCGGCCCGGGCCUCGGGGUGCCCCUGGCGCGCUCGGGUCGCUCUCCAGCUGUGGGACAGUUUUGGCACGUGACUGACUUACAUCUGGACCCUACCUACCACAUUACAGAUGACCACACCAAGGUGUGUGCGUCAUCUAAAGGUGCGAAUGCCUCCAAUCCCGGCCCUUUUGGAGAUGUCCUGUGUGACUCUCCCUAUCAACUUAUUUUGUCAGCAUUUGAUUUUAUUAAGAAUUCAGGACAAGAAGCAUCUUUCAUGAUAUGGACAGGUGAUAGCCCACCUCAUGUACCUGUACCUGAACUCUCCACAGACACUGUUAUAAACGUGAUCACUAACAUGACAACAACUGUCCAGAACCUCUUCCCAAACCUCCAGGUUUUUCCUGCGCUGGGAAAUCAUGACUACUGGCCACAGGACCAGCUGCCGACAGCCACCAGUAAGGUCUACAGUGCUGUAGCCGAACUCUGGAAACCGUGGCUGGAUGAAGAAGCUAUCAGCACUUUAAAGAAAGGUGGCUUUUACUCACAGAAAGUUGCAAGUAAUCCAGGCUUGAGGAUCAUUAGCCUAAACACAAACUUGUACUAUGGCCCAAAUGUCAUGACCCUCAACAAGACAGACCCAGCAAAUCAGUUUGAGUGGUUGGAAAAUACACUCAACAGCUCGCUGCAAAAUAAGGAGAAGGUGUACAUCAUAGCUCACGUUCCUGUGGGCUAUCUUCCUUAUGUAACUGGCACCACAGCAGUGAGGCAGUACAGUAAUGAGAAACUGGUUGAUAUUUUCAGAAGGUACAGCUCUGUCAUUGUGGGACAGUUCUACGGCCACACCCACAGGGACAGCCUUAUGGUUCUUUCAGAUAAAAAAGGAAGUCCAGUAAGUUCUGUGUUUGUGGCACCUGCUGUUACACCAGUGAAAGGAGUUUUACAAAAAGAGACCAACAAUCCUGGUGUCAGACUAUUUCAGUACAAGCCUGGUGAUUAUACCCUGCUGGACAUGUUGCAGUAUUAUUUGAACCUGACAGAAGCAAAUCUAAAAGGAGAAUCCAACUGGACACUGGAGUACAUCUUGACUCAGACCUAUGGCGUUGCCGAUCUCCAGGCUGCGAGCUUACAUGGAUUAGCUAAGCAGUUUGCUGCCUUAGACAGCAAACAGUUUCUGAAAUACUACCAUUAUUUUUUUGUGAGUUAUGACAGCAACGUAACAUGUGAUCAGAAGUGCAAGACCUUACAGGUUUGCGCCAUUAUGAAUCUUGAUAGCGUUUCCUAUGGCGAUUGCCUUAAGCAAGGUUUUAUAAAGCACAGUCACUAGUAUUCCCGCCAUGUUCGUAGAACGAGAUCACAUCAUGGUGCUUCUGCCGUCAGUUUGUGAAGCACUGAGUGGGUUGGAAGGCUUGCUCUCUCUGCACUUUCUUAUUCUCGAGGCUCAGACAUUGACACCAGGAACAUUCCAAACUUUCACACAUCGAAUGUGUUUAAAUUGUUCAUUAACAGAGUGGUAUUUUGACAAACAUAUCUCCCACUUGUAUAUAAGUAUUCCUAACUUAUGGUCUUAUAAACUUGUCAUUGAUGAAAUAAAGCAGUUGACUUGAA
This is a messenger RNA of Psammomys obesus (fat sand rat), 1723 nucleotides long. It is a transcript of the gene Smpdl3a, whose product is annotated as sphingomyelin phosphodiesterase acid like 3A. Gene Ontology annotation, molecular function: sphingomyelin phosphodiesterase activity. The record is from RefSeq and is a predicted model, not a curated record. Gene Ontology annotation, biological process: sphingomyelin catabolic process. NCBI's taxonomy places the organism in Eukaryota, Metazoa, Chordata, Mammalia, Rodentia, Muridae. The transcript has 8 exons. The coding region runs from base 90 to 1442 and encodes 450 amino acids.